ACCGACGAGUCCCACCGGGCCGGCGCAGGCCCGGGCCCGCGAGCCCCUCCCUCCACCUGUCCCCGCCCGGGCGCCCGGCGCGGGCUGUGCUCGCUCGCAGCGGCGGGGCCCGCAGGCGGCCAUGGCGGCGGGCGCCGGGGUCAGGCCGGCGCCGCGCUGGCUGAAGGCGCUGGCCGAGCCGCUGAACAAGGCGCAGCUGCGGCGGCUGGAGGAACACCGCUACAGCGCCGCGGGCGUCUCGUUGCUUGAGCCGCCGCUGCAGCUCUACUGGACCUGGCUGCUCCAGUGGAUCCCGCUGUGGAUGGCCCCCAACUCCAUCACCCUCCUGGGCCUCGCCAUCAACCUGCUCACCACGCUCCUGCUCAUCUCUUACUGCCCCACGGUCACCGAGGAGGCACCGUACUGGACAUACCUUUUAUGUGCAUUAGGACUCUUCAUCUACCAGUCACUGGAUGCUAUUGAUGGGAAACAAGCCAGAAGAACAAAUUCUUGUUCUCCUUUAGGGGAACUUUUUGACCAUGGUUGUGACUCUCUUUCCACAGUUUUUAUGGCAGUUGGAGCUUCAAUUGCUGUUCGCUUAGGAACUCAUCCUGACUGGUUGUUUUUCUGCUCUUUUAUUGGGAUGUUCAUGUUUUAUUGUGCUCACUGGCAGACUUAUGUUUCAGGCGUGUUGAGGUUUGGAAAAGUGGAUGUAACUGAAAUCCAGGUAGCUUUAGUGAUCAUCUUUGUGUUGUCUACAUUUGGAGGAGCAACAGUGUGGGACUAUACGAUACCCGUCCUAGAAAUAAAAUUGAAGAUCUUACCAGUUCUCGGAGUAGUAGGUGGAGCAAUAUUUUCCUGUUCAAAUUAUUUCCAUGUUAUCCUCCAUGGUGGUGUUGGCAAGAAUGGAUCCACUAUAGCAGGUACCAGUGUCUUGUCACCUGGACUCCACAUAGGAAAAGUUAUUAUACUGGCAAUAAUGAUCUACAAAAAGUCAGCAACUAAUCUGUUUGAAAAACAUCCUUGUCUUUAUACCCUAAUGUUUGGAUGUGUCUUUGCUAAAAUCUCACAGAAAUUGGUGAUAGCUCACAUGACCAAAAGUGAACUGUAUCUUCAAGACACUGUCUUUCUUGGCCCAGGUCUUUUAUUUUUAGACCAGUACUUUAAUAAUUUUGUAGACGAAUAUGUUGUUCUAUGGAUAGCAAUGGUCAUUUCUUCAUUUGAUAUGAUGAGGUACUUUAGUGCUUUGUGCCUGCAAAUUUCAAGACACCUUCAUCUAAGUAUCUUCAAGACUUCAUGUCAUCAAGCACCUGAACAGAUUUCCCGGUAUGUUUUCUUCCAGAGGGCACCAUGUCUCGAUGUUUUCUGAUUUAAAAAAAAAAAAAAGAUCAAACCUGCUGAAUCCAAAGACACCAUUUAAAUAAACUGGCAAAUUUCAAAAUGAGCGAUAUCAAAUAAAGAUGAUUUUAGUUGAAUACCACUUGAGGAGUCUCUUCAUCUAUUCUGUUGGACCAAAAGUUAACAGGAGAAGAUAAUGACUGCGCCGCCCCUGACGCCGGCGGUGCUGUGAUGGAGAGUUCGCCUCUGAGGACGGGGAGGGCGGCGGAAUCCUAGCCCGGCCAGGUUCUGGCUAAAUCGGGGCAAAUCUAGAUCCUGCUGAUUUCAGUCACAAUGUGCACAUCGUAAUUACUGACAGGAUCGAUCAGAGCCCGCCCCAAAGAAGUUGCCAGCAACAGAAAUACAACAUAAAACGUUCUGCGCCCUGGGCCACAGAAAAUGACGUCAAGAUUUCCACGACCCCAGGCCUCGAGGACCAGUGAAGGGGAGCCCUGGCUUCAUCUAAAUGGUUUCUGCGGGGCGUGGGCGCGCUGACGAGGGCCCACCCUCCUCGCCUGCUGUCAACCUGUCCAUCCGCCCGGCGUCGCGUCCAGUCCCGAGGCAGCCCAGCCGGCGCCUUUCCGCCCACUCACGGCCCUGCCCGCAGGGAGCGGUACUGCCUGCAAAUUCCUGUCAGAGGCCCCAGGGAGAGCCAGCGGCUAAGAUUUACCUCACAGGUCAAGAAUAACCCCUGGCUCAGAUUCCCGCGCGGGACAAACGCUCCCCUCCUCACACCUGAAAAACACCCCAAUGGUCGACGACCACAGUUAUGUGUCUCCGUACAGGCGUCCCCGCCGCUCCCGCCUCACCUGCCCCAACGCCUCAGACUUGACCUCUUCACAGCCUCGACACUCCUCCGAAGCAAGUCAGAAUUAGCGCGGCAGAAAAGCCGACCUCGCCUCGCCCGGGAGCGUCUCUGAUUGGCUGGCAGGAGGGCGCAUGCGUGCAGCGGCCCCGGGGCUCCGCUCCCUCGGACGGCAUGCCCAGCGAGAGCGCUGACCCAGAGCACCUUGCGGGCGGCGAUCUAUGGCUAGUACACCUGAAGCGAGGCACUUUCCAGUUUCUUUUUGUAACUUAAGUUUAAAAUUUUCACAAUAUUUUAAUAAUAAAGUUGCAACAGAAUAUAAAGAAC
Messenger RNA from Balaenoptera musculus (blue whale), 2488 nucleotides. RefSeq names its product choline phosphotransferase 1 (gene CHPT1). Gene Ontology annotation, cellular component: endoplasmic reticulum membrane; Golgi apparatus. Gene Ontology annotation, molecular function: ethanolaminephosphotransferase activity; diacylglycerol cholinephosphotransferase activity. Gene Ontology annotation, biological process: phosphatidylethanolamine biosynthetic process. The record is from RefSeq and is a predicted model, not a curated record. The transcript is spliced from 9 exons. NCBI's taxonomy places the organism in Eukaryota, Metazoa, Chordata, Mammalia, Artiodactyla, Balaenopteridae. Bases 122 to 1348 code for a protein of 408 amino acids.